Messenger RNA from Meriones unguiculatus (Mongolian gerbil), 664 nucleotides. Its product is annotated as destrin. The record is from RefSeq and is a predicted model, not a curated record. Gene Ontology annotation, biological process: actin filament fragmentation; cell motility; actin filament severing. The coding region runs from base 65 to 562 and encodes 165 amino acids. Gene Ontology annotation, molecular function: actin filament binding. Lineage: Eukaryota; Metazoa; Chordata; Mammalia; Rodentia; Muridae. The transcript has a single exon. Gene Ontology annotation, cellular component: cytoplasm; actin cortical patch; actin cytoskeleton.
UGGAAGCUGCCUGUACUUGGCUACUAAGCUCGUAGCUCUCGUCCCGAAGUCCGCUGCAGCGAACAUGGCCUCAGGAGUUCAGGUUGCAGACGAAGUAUGUCGUAUUUUCUACGACAUGAAAGUUCGGAAAUGUUCCACACCAGAAGAAAUAAAAAAAAGAAAGAAGGCUGUUAUUUUUUGUCUCAGUGCAGACAAAAAGUGCAUAGUUGUGGAAGAAGGCAAAGAGAUCUUGGUUGGAGAUGUCGGUGAUACCAUAACUGAUCCUUUCAAGCAUUUUGUGGGCAUGCUCCCCGAGAAAGAUUGCCGCUACGCUUUGUAUGAUGCAAGCUUUGAAACCAAGGAGUCCAGAAAAGAGGAGCUCAUGUUCUUCUUGUGGGCACCAGAACAAGCACCUCUGAAAAGCAAAAUGAUCUACGCAAGCUCGAAGGACGCCAUCAAGAAGAAAUUUCCAGGCAUAAAACAUGAGUAUCAAGCAAAUGGGCCAGAAGACCUCAAUCGGACUUGUAUUGCUGAAAAGCUAGGUGGCUCCUUAAUUGUAGCUUUUGAAGGAUCCCCUGUGUAGAUCAUCAGUCAAUGCCACAAAUUGAAAGCUUCCAUGUUUCACACUAGUUCUUUUCACUAUAUAAAUAAAGCAAAUAAAUUUAUUAGGCCAGGAUCUCACUGA